UAGACCACGAUAUAAGCAAACAAGUAAAAGCAGCCAAUCCGCUGCUUUCCUGCUCGGUUGCGUAUUGGGUUGGAUUGAAGCGUCUCCGUUGGGCACUGGGCUGCUCUCAUCAAUCGUACUGACGCUCGGCACUUGUGUGUGUGGAUCUUCACUCCUUGGAUUGUGACUUUGAAACAACAGACCCAGGGCAGUGAUUUUUUCCUGAUUAGAUUCCGCAGUCUCUGUGAAUAUUAGAGGCUACAGCUACAAGAUAAAAUAUUUUAAAUGCUGAUGAGAGUUAGGCAAAAAAGUGCAACUCGAAUAGAUGUGUCCAACUGCUGCUGGACUUCAGAAGCUAUUAAAACACACGCUGCCCUGCCGGUGUAGCAUGGCCACGCUGCACUGUCAAAACAAAGGAAUAACUAACUAAUAAGAAAGCAAUCAACAGGAUCAUCGUCGUCAGGAUCGAUCGACAAGGCUGAUUGAGGAGUACACCCCAAGUCUCUAAACUGGAGCCUACUGCGAGCAUCGAUUAACGGAUUUGACAGAUCACCUUCAGACAUCUAACAGCCUCAGAGCUUCUCCGUGUGUACUUUGCCAGUACAGCCGCAGGCAGGCAAGCAGAGCUGAGUCUGUCAUUGGGACUCACUAAUGAGCCCUCACUCCAUUUCCCCAUGUGGAGGAAUGUUUGCGCUGUAGAGUGAGCGACCGAGUAAAGGGGGUGAGAGAGGGAGUCACAGACAGGGGAGGGAGGGACGGAGGGAGUGAGUAAGGAGCCAAGGAGUGGAGUGUGAGAGGAGCUACCGUACCUGCUGCUCUCACUGCUCAAAUAUUAACAACGGAUUUCAGGGAACUGAUGCUGCUGCUCUGGGACAAACCCAAACUGUGGAGGCAGCCGGGUUCAGUGGUUUGUGGACAGGCACUGUGCUGCUGCUGCUGGAGGCACUGCAUAUAAAAGACUGAUGGAGGAGGAGGUCACAGAGCCGGAUCCUCAGAUGGUGGAGCCCUCCAGCAUGCCAUCGCCAGGGACACAUGCGGAGGUAAAUGGAGACUUGCCGGGCAACCCAUACCUGAGGGAUGAUGGGACAGUGGACGUGGUGGAGAGUCCGGCAAGGGAGCCUGUUGUGCUGCAGUAUCCUACAGAGUACAAUCUCAGCCAGCAGUGUGGGGAGAAGAUGCCGUUCCACCAUGUAACGGCAGGCCUGCUCUACAAGGGGAACUACCUGAGCCGCUCGCUGUCUGACAGUGACAGCGAUGUGCUGGCCAGCAUCUCUGUUGAGGAGCUUGACGAGAUCAGAGAGGCGUUUAAGGUGCUGGAUCGUGACGGAAACGGGUUCAUUUCCAAACAGGAGCUGGGCAUGGCCAUGCGGUCUCUGGGUUACAUGCCCAGUGAGGUGGAGCUGGCCAUUAUCAUGCAGAGACUAGACAUGGAUGGGGAUGGACAGGUUGAUUUUGAAGAGUUCAUGACGAUUCUUGGUCCCAAGCUCCUCUCAUCUGAAACAAGAGAAGGCUUUCUGGGCAGCACAAUCGAUACCAUCUUCUGGCAGUUCGACAUGCAGAGAAUCACCCUGGAGGAGCUGAAACACAUCCUGUUCUACGCCUUCCGUGACCACCUCACCAUGAAGGACAUUGAGAACAUCAUCAUCAAUGAGGAAGAAAGCCUAAAGGAAAACUCUGGCAACUGUCAGACAGAGUUUGAGGGAGUUCACCCCUCAAAGAAGAAUCGUCAGACGUGCGUGAGGAAGAGCCUCAUCUGCGCCUUUGCCAUGGCAUUCAUCAUCAGCGUCAUGCUCAUCGCAGCCAAUCAGAUGCUGAGGAAUGGCAUGGAGUAGCUGUGCCCACUGUGAGCUGGAAACAAGCCAGCCUGCAUGUGCAUGCCAGUGGGUGAGGUCGUGUCCCUGUUGAUUGGAAAAGAACUGCAAGGAGUAACGCUCGAAAUAAUCAACGAAAUCUGUUUUUAAAAUUGUUUUUAGUAUUUUUGAACGAGGGCCACGUCUCCACCCGACGUCCAAUAAAACCAUGAAGCCAGCAUGAGGAGUCGCGCAGGACUCCUCCCCCUUUACUCUGACAGGGACACUCAAGGGCUGACAUUACACAUAACAUACUGUUGUCUCUGUUUCCCUGGUGUAAUAAAAAAUAAAUAAAAAAUCCGACAACGAUGCAGGAGUUAAGAGCUGUUCGCUUUCCCAGCAGCCGAAAGUGAUGCACUUCUGCUGAUCUGUCACCCACCAGAAGACUCACGAGCUAUCAGGGCUGCAGUCUGGCUCCCAGGAGAGAAAGGAAGGAAGGAAAUAUUUGCCCUCUUAUUAGAGCUCCUGAGAAAAGAUGAUGGCAAAGCUUGCCACCACUGAAGCAGGAGGAUCUGUACAGGCCACAGCUUCUCGCACGUUAUAAUACUCCAGCCCUCCAUCUAACUACUCUGUCUGGGGGCCAGUAUAAGGUGCUGGCAUCACUUCAUCAGCCCUAGAAGCCAAUCAGUCAAGCAUCUGAAAUGUUAUAUGGUAACUCCAGGCUUGUCUUUUGAAUGAACACAGAAGAUUGAGAAAUAUGUAAUUUUUUCCUCUUCCUGGACACUGUUGGGUGAACAGUGUGCAGAGUGCAAAGAAAAAGUCCUAUUUACAGAGAAAAAAUCCACCCUCCAAUGCUCUAGAUACUGUGUGUGUGCGUGUGUGUGUGUGUGCGUGUGUGUGUGUGUGUGUGUGUGUGUGUGUGUGUGUGUGUGUGUGUGUGUGUGUGGUAUACAGGUGUGAAUCCAUUGCAUUCAACUGUGUCAUAAUGUGUAGGUGGAAAUAGCGAGGAUAAUGGUAGAAUCAGAGUGGCGAGAUGUUUUUCCAGCUGAGAAAACUUGAAUCUUGCCUUUUAAUCUAAAUGUAAAAUGUUUUGUGGCAUUGAAGCAUUCAGGCUUCAUGUCAGAGUUCCAGCAGGAUGUCUUUUGCUACUCUUUGAUGACAAGGGACAGCUACCUAACCCUAACAUAUCACUGUUUUAAAUACUUAUUUAACAAACAUUUUUAUCUCUGAUCUGGAAAUACAUCUGUGACAUCAUCAUGUGGCAUCAUCGUCAUAACUCGUAUAGGAAGAAUACAACCAACCAAAGACAAGUCACCACCAAGAGAGUGAUAAGGUGUUUCAGGGUGGAUUGUUUUCAUUUGAGUUUUGGGUGGGUUUUUGUUUUUUUCUUGUCCUUUAAAUCAUCCCACAUCAAUUUAAAGAUUUCUUAAUGCUGUGGAAAGUUGCUGGGCAGUUCUAAAACCCAAAUUUAAAAGUUUAGUAUCAUCAUAAAUGUGGUAUAUAUUAUUAAAAUCAAAGGGUUUGCAAAAUUAACAAGGUACACUUAGAUUGUUUUAGCUGUAUUCACUUAAAUCUGGGUGGCUCCACAGUGUAGCGGUUUAUGCAUUAUUUGCCUACUAACCAAAAGCUUUCAGGUUUGAUCCCAGGAGGAGGUUUGAGUCCCUUUAGGGCUGCGUCAGGAGGAGCAUCCAUUAUGGAAAAACUGACAAUUCGAACAUGUGGAGCUACCUGCUGCAGUGACACCUUGUGAUUAAGGGAGCAGCUGAAAGUAGCUUGCACUAUUUUAAUCUUAAUCCAGUCGUGCAUGACUGGAUUAUCUGCAGAACCAAAAUUGUACAGAGUCCGCUGAUUUCUGUAGAUUUAUCAACUAUUAAAAAAAACUUAUUGAUUUUAAUUACUUUUCACAGCAAGAGUAACUAAAAGAGUCCACUCGUACACUUGUUUUAGACAACUAGAUCUUUAUUUCUGUUCUUUAAAGAUACAUCAUGCUCUCUGUAUCUAUUUGAUCCUGGGAAAUUUCCCUGGACGUGACAGUUUUAGAUCACACCUUUUUGACCUCUUGAGGAAAAAAAUCUGCAAAUUAAUUGAUACUAAUAACAGUUUUAAGUUGCAGCCCUUUGGUUGCAGAAUAGACAGAAUGAGAAAAACAUACUCAUGUGCACAUUAAAUACAGCUUCAAGGCUAGAACCCAACUCAUGUGGAAGAAAAACAUGUCACUGACUCACUGACUUUAGUACUCACCAUAAUGAAGGAUAUAUUUUAUGACUACAGAGAUGGAAGUCAAAUCGUGCCACUCUUAAAUAGUUCCGAGGCAAAACAAACUCUAACUAAUGGGAUGUACAAAUAUUCUCACAGCACUGAAUAAUUUGACGGUUCCUCUCCCACCGAGGACAGCUCUGAACUCCUGCACUGACUUUCAUCUCAACAAAUAACCCCCCCAUCAGGGGUCAGAAACACCCCUAUUAUCAAGUGCAUGCGAUCAAGUCAGUGUCUUCUGUAAAUACUGUAACCCAUGUCUGAAAUGUCUCCAGUGUCGGUUGAAGUGUACAGUAUCUGUGUGUGCGUGCAUGACCGUCGGUGCUCUCUGCUCACUCGGGUUCAGAGGUGCAGGGAGGAGGCUCAGCAGGCGUAGAGGCGGCUGCUUCAUCACAAACAUGCCAGGUGCAGGCGGUAAAGGCCCUUUCUGUUUCCUCUCAACCCUCCUGCCAAAGCCAUAGAACUCUGCAGAGGUGAACCAGACAACACAAUGUAGACAUUUUUCCCUGUUCCUACAUGGAAACACAAGAUCAAACGGGCAUUUUUUUGGCAUAAAUAUGUAUAUCAUAUCGGACUCAGUUUGUUCCUGUUAUUGUUUUUGCACUGUACCUGUCAUCCAUUCCAGUGAAACGAUGCAGAAGGUUGUAGGUUUGUGCAAUAGUGCCAUCUAGAGGUGAAGUAACAUCACACUGGCCGUGCUCUUGUCCCGUCACGGUGUUUGCGUGUUUCUCCCUCUCUGCACACUCAUGGGAAUGUGCUGUCAGGCAGGACUCAGCGUUAUAUUCACAAUAUGUGGAAAAUAUAUUGAUAUUGAAUGUUCAAAUAUGAGGAUUUUUAUGUAUAAUGUAUAGGUUGACUUUGCUCUACCUACACUUCAGGCAGAGCAGCACUUGCAAUGCGAACACAUAUUUAAACGGUGUAUUUAUAGGAAUAGAUUUCUUGCCUAUGGCAGACAAAGUGAUUUUAAACCUGUAAAAGGUUUCAUUCACAGAUGAUUUAUUAAUAUCACACCCUGGAGACUUCAUAAAGAGCACUACUGCAAAAGCAGCCUAAACGACCUUGUACAGUAGGUCACACUGGUUUAGUUUUUCAUCAAAAUGCGUUUUUUUCUUUUUAUUAUUUUUUAAAAUGUUGCAGUACUGGUGGACAUUUCCUACAAAUAAGAACUAGACUCUACUGUUAUGUAGUGGUUAAUUGGAAAACUAUUUUAUCAUGAAUUUCUUAUUUAAAAAGAACUUAAAUUUUAUUUGAUACGUUUUGUUUGGAUGGGUACUGUUAUUGCAGUGAUGCUGUAAUUAAACUGUCUUCACCCCAGUAGAAUGAUUGCAUGACUCCAUCACUGAAGUGGAGGUUUUGUUUUGGAGGGGAAUCGCACAGUGUCUCUUCAGUAGCAUGGUGGUUGGAUCCCACAUUUGUUUCUUAUGUAACAUUGUAAAUAGCUACUAAGACAGCAUAUCUAUUGGACAAGCACAUAUUAUACAUACUUUGCACGUGCAGUAUUUAAACAUGUAGACUAGAGAAUGACUUUCAGUUGUACUAUUUAUUAGAGGAAUACUAAUUAUCACUGUAAAUAUGAAAAUCUGUACAAAACAUCAAAGCAUUAAGAAUACUUGCAAUAAAAAAGACAUUUUCUAAA
Messenger RNA from Oreochromis niloticus (Nile tilapia), 5661 nucleotides. It is a transcript of the gene caln1, whose product is annotated as calneuron 1. Lineage: Eukaryota; Metazoa; Chordata; Actinopteri; Cichliformes; Cichlidae. The record is from RefSeq and is a predicted model, not a curated record. Gene Ontology annotation, cellular component: trans-Golgi network membrane. Gene Ontology annotation, molecular function: calcium ion binding. The transcript has 7 exons. Bases 942 to 1811 code for a protein of 289 amino acids.